Molecule: messenger RNA, 1640 nt
Organism: Oncorhynchus nerka (sockeye salmon)
Lineage: Eukaryota; Metazoa; Chordata; Actinopteri; Salmoniformes; Salmonidae
Product: serine protease HTRA3-like
Exons: 11
Coding region: 333-1640 (435 amino acids)
Biological process (GO): proteolysis
Cellular component (GO): extracellular region
Molecular function (GO): serine-type endopeptidase activity; protein binding
Source: RefSeq, a predicted model, not a curated record
GAUGUGCUCUCUUCCACUCCUCAUUACGCAACGCAGACAGUAGUCCUAUUUGUUUCUAUAACAUUGUAUUACUUUUUUUUAUUUUUUAUUUUGAAGUAUAAAGAUUAUAAUACAUAGAAUACAUUUGUGGAGUCUUUAAGAACAGAAUAUCCAAGUGAUAAAAAUUGUUUAGCGCGAAAAGAGACUUUACCACAAGCUUGUUGAAGAGACAACUGUCUAACUAUCCAAUGGAGUGCCUGUAAUCCUCCUCAACUCCGUUUCAGCAUUUACCGAGAAUCUCUCUUUCUGUCAGGCUUUUUGUUCCCCUCUCUUUUUAUUACCGCAUUCUCGAGAUGCGGGUGUUCUUAUUCGCUGCGACGGUAUUUUUCGCGCACAAGCUCACCGGGUCCGGAGCCGGCGCCGAGUCCAGCUCCAAAAAGUGUUCCUCCCAGUGCGACGUGAGCGCGUGUCCUAGUCCGACCUGCCCCAGCGGGUAUGUCCCAGACCGGUGCAACUGUUGCCUGGUGUGUUCCCGGGGCGAGGAUGAACUCUGUGGCCGGAGAAACGACCUGCCGUGUGGGGAAGGCUUAGAGUGUAGGUCCCCUAACGCUCCUAACAAAGGCCGGCCGGGGAAGCGGAGCUCCAAACCGAGGCUGUGUCAGUGUAAGAUGGUGUAUAAGGUGUGUGGUAGCGACGGGAAGACGUACGGGAACGUGUGUCGGAUGAAGGCUGCCAGCCGGAAAGCUCUUCAGAAGGAAAGGGAGGCCAUCACCCAGGCACACAAGGGACCCUGUCCAUCAGGUUCUGCUCCUGGCCAUCCCAACAGCCCCAGAUACAAGUUCAACUUCAUAGCUGACGUGGUGGAAAAGAUGGCUCCUGCUGUGGUUCACAUAGAGCUCUUCCUCAGACAUCCUCUAUUUGGUCGUCAUGUCCCUCUGUCUAGUGGUUCUGGGUUCAUCAUCAGCCACUCCGGACUCAUCGUAACCAACGCUCACGUGGUAACCGCUGCUGCCACGGUAACGGGCCGACCGCAGCUCCGCGUGCAGCUCCAUGACGGGGGAGCGUCCGAGGCCACGGUCCGGGACGCGACAGUCGGAUAUCGCCACCAUCAAAGUCAACCCUCAGGAGAUAAGGAGGAAGUAGACAGGAAGUCGGAUAUCGCCACCAUCAAAGUCAACCCUCAGAAGAAGCUUCCUGUUCUGUCUCUGGGUCGGUCAUCUGAUCUGAGACCAGGGGAGUUUGUGGUUGCCAUCGGCAGCCCCUUCGCCCUCCAGAACACCGUUACCACGGGGAUUGUGAGCACGGCCCAGAGAGAUGGGAAGGAGCUGGGCAUCAGAGACUCAGACAUAGACUACAUUCAGACUGACGCUAUCAUCAAUUAUGGCAAUUCAGGAGGACCUCUGGUUAACUUGCAUGAAGGACGACGGGAGGUGAUAGGUAUCAAUACCCUCAAGGUGACAGCAGGAAUCUCCUUCGCCAUUCCUUCAGACCGGAUCAGACGCUUUCUCACUGAGUCACAGCACAACAAACACAGUGCAGGUAACCACAGAAUGCUGAGUGGUCAUUACCGUAUUCCAGAGCCCCAGUCAGAUGCAGUAACGACAGGAGUGAAGAAGAAGCGUCUGAUUGGCAUUAAGAUGCUAACUGUCACAGAUGGGUAA